CAAAUAUAUAUAUAUAUGUACAUUAUUUAACAUUAUCUAUUGUGAAUUAACCUUCUAGUGCUUUUCUAUACUUGUUUAUCAAGGAAAUUUAAAUUGACUUGUGUUGCAAAUUCCCUAAUCUAAAACUAUAAACCUAUUCUAUAAAUUAUUUCAAGAAAUUUUCCUAGAUCUAGCAACAUGCAGAUCUUCGUUAAAACCUUAACAGGGAAAACUAUUACUCUUGAAGUUGAAGCUUCUGACACAAUAGAGAAUGUUAAAGCAAAGAUCCAAGACAAAGAGGGUAUUCCUCCAGACCAGCAGCGUUUGAUCUUUGCUGGCAAACAACUAGAAGAUGGAAGAACUCUUUCGGAUUAUAACAUCCAAAAGGAGUCUACGCUACAUUUGGUUUUAAGACUUCGAGGGGGAAAUCACAUUUAAUCUAUAGAGGACCAUAUGCAGAUCUUUGUUAAAACAUUAACAGGAAAAACUAUUACUCUUGAAGUAGAAGCUUCUGAUACAAUAGAGAAUGUGAAAGCUAAGAUCCAAGACAAAGAGGGUAUUCCUCCAGACCAGCAGCGUUUGAUCUUUGCUGGCAAACAACUAGAAGAUGGAAGAACUCUUUCAGAUUAUAACAUCCAGAAAGAGUCUACACUCCAUUUAGUGUUGAGACUUCGCGGAGGAAUGCAGAUCUUUGUUAAAACACUUACUGGUAAAACCAUUACAUUGGAAGUUGAAGCAUCUGACACAAUAGAGAAUGUUAAGGCUAAAAUUCAGGACAAAGAGGGUAUUCCUCCAGACCAGCAGCGUUUGAUCUUUGCUGGCAAACAACUAGAAGAUGGAAGAACUCUUUCAGAUUAUAACAUCCAGAAAGAGUCCACACUCCAUUUAGUGUUGAGACUUCGCGGAGGAAUGCAGAUCUUUGUUAAGACACUUACAGGUAAAACCAUUACCUUGGAAGUUGAAGCAUCUGACACAAUAGAGAAUGUUAAGGCUAAAAUUCAGGACAAAGAGGGUAUUCCUCCAGACCAGCAGCGUUUGAUCUUUGCUGGCAAACAACUAGAAGAUGGAAGAACUCUUUCAGAUUAUAACAUCCAGAAAGAGUCCACACUCCAUUUAGUGUUGAGACUUCGUGGAGGAAGUUCCAAGCUAUUUUAAGAGUACAAUCUAUCGGAAAUGUUUAGUAAAAUUGGUAGUAUUGAUAGAGUUAUUUUAUUUUACUUUUUUAUGCUUAUUUCAUAUUUAGCAUUGCUUCUAUAAACUUAUCAAUGUGUAAUAUCAAAAAGGACAAAUUGUAACAAUGCAAUUGCAUAUGUACAUUUACACAUUCUUGUAAUGCAAUUUUGUUCAUUAAAUAUUUACUAAUAUA
Bombus terrestris (buff-tailed bumblebee) is the source of this 1345-nucleotide messenger RNA. RefSeq names its product polyubiquitin-B. Gene Ontology annotation, cellular component: nucleus; cytoplasm. The record is from RefSeq and is a predicted model, not a curated record. Gene Ontology annotation, molecular function: protein tag activity; ubiquitin protein ligase binding. The transcript is spliced from 3 exons. Gene Ontology annotation, biological process: protein ubiquitination; modification-dependent protein catabolic process. Lineage: Eukaryota; Metazoa; Arthropoda; Insecta; Hymenoptera; Apidae.